AUGGAACCCACAUUUCAAUCCCUUCUAGCCCAAGAAGCAUCUCUAAGCGCCCUCCUUCUUUCCCAUUUCGUAGAAGACUUCAACUUCAUGGCUCACUGCACUGAGAGCAAGGACAUUGUGGUUGACUCUUUUAGUGAUGGAUUUUUGAAGUUUUGACAGAGAGUGGUAAAGGUGGAUUUUAGGUCUUGAGAUGUUUUGAAGGUAGGAGAUUUGGAGGAUAAUGAAGCCUGGAGCCGGGUGUUGUUCGGAAGAGAGGAGAUAUGUAAGGUUAAAGAAAUCAGAAAGCUAAGAAAGAGGGUUCAGAUUUACCAACAGUUUAAUCAUCAUGCAUUAAAAGAAAUAAAUAUGUAUCAUAAUGGUCAGGAUAAAGAGCUUUUAAAUUUUCAAAGUAUAUGCAAGCCACUUUGUAAUACUUUAACAAAUGGUUCAUCCUCAAUAACUCUGAAAGCUUUUGAAGUCUCGAAAAAGUCAUUCAAAAGACUUAUCUGUGUUUACAAUCUUCAGACACUUGCAUUCACUAAUUGCCAAGUUGACACUGAGAAUGUGAAGUUUCCUAUUCACACCAAUUUUACUCUAGAAAAACUUCUGUUUGAAGGUUUGAAUACAAGAAUAACCAAGGAAUGGAGAGAAAACCCUGAGAAAAUUUACUCCCUUAUAAGAGCUAUUUCUGAAUGUUCUCUCAGAGAUUCCUUGAAACUUGUUUUCGUCGACCGACUGAUUGAUCAAAAGGAGAUUCUCAAAGAGCUGGUGGACGAUCUCAAGUUAUCUAGCAUUAAGUUUGCCGGGAGAAAAGCUGAAGACAUGAGAUGAUGGCUAAUUUAAGCUAGAUAAUUUGUGUUUCGUCUGAAUAUUUUAACUCUCGAUUGUUUCAAUGAC
Molecule: messenger RNA, 876 nt
Organism: Moneuplotes crassus
Lineage: Eukaryota; Ciliophora; Spirotrichea; Euplotida; Euplotidae
Source: the annotation of a GenBank genome assembly